CCUGUGUUAAAUAAUUCCAAGAUGGCGGCGCAAAACAUUGGUGGAAAAGCUCUACGUUUCGUUAAAUUAACUCCAAAACAAUGGACAUUGCGUCCAAACUACUCACAGCCCCUACAAAUAAGAACCUUAUUUACCAACAGAGAGAGCGUAAUGCUCAAUGAAAGUAAAUUCCCUGCCCGUAAAGAGUGCAUGUUACCUGCAGACUGUUUCAAGGACAAAGUUGCUUUUGUUACUGGAGGUGGGACAGGACUUGGUAAAGGAAUGACUAAAAUGCUGUCUGAACGAGGAGCUACCGUAGUUAUAUCCAGCAGAAAGUUGGAUGUACUUGAAGAGACAGCAGCUGAGAUCUCCAAGGAGACAGGAAAUAAGGUUUUCCCGGUAGCAGCAGAUGUGCGUGACCCAGAACAAGUAAAAUCAGCUGUUGAUCAGUGUGUUGCUGAGUGUGGGCUACCAGAUAUUGUCAUCAACAAUGCUGCAGGCAAUUUCAUCUCUCCCACUGAAAGGCUGUCUCCUAAUGCCUGGAAGACCAUCAUUGAUAUUGUACUUAACGGGACUGCGUACAUCACCUUAGAUAUCGGCAAAAGGCUGAUAGAGGCACAGAAAGGUGCCAGUUUUCUAGCAAUCACCACCAUAUAUGCCAAGUCAGGAUCAGGGUUUGUAGUACCAUCUGCAGCAGCUAAAGCAGGUGUUGAAGCUUUGAUCAGGUCUCUUUCAUCUGAAUGGGGACGUUAUGGAAUGAGAUUUAAYGCUAUUGCUCCAGGGCCUAUCAAAACCAAGGGUGCAUUUAGCAGGCUGGACCCAACUGGAGAAUUCUCCGCCUUGUCACUUAGUCGUAUUCCUGUUGGAAGGUUUGGUGAAAUAAGUGAACUGGCUAAUCUAGCAGCAUAUCUUGUUAGUGACUAUGCCAACUGGAUCUCAGGGGAGGUAGUAGUGAUGGAUGGUGGAGAGUAUGUGUCCAUGGCUGGGGAAUUCAAUGAAUUCAGAAAGAUACCCAAAGAACAGUGGGAUCUACUGGAAUCAAUGAUUAGAAAGACUAAAGGAUCAUAACACAGCAGGGACAAUGCAAAGUCAUUACUUCUUGCAUUGUAAAGCAUUCCUUCUUGCAUUGUAAAGCUUCAGGUCAUAUUGUUCACAUUAAUGGUCAUCAUUGAAAAUUGAUUUUUUGAUAUAUUGUGACUUGACUUUCUUAUGUCUGAAAUAUUAACUUAUUAAUAAAGUGACACUUCAAAAAUCAA
Messenger RNA from Actinia tenebrosa (Australian red waratah sea anemone), 1235 nucleotides. Its product is annotated as 2,4-dienoyl-CoA reductase [(3E)-enoyl-CoA-producing], mitochondrial. NCBI's taxonomy places the organism in Eukaryota, Metazoa, Cnidaria, Anthozoa, Actiniaria, Actiniidae. Gene Ontology annotation, biological process: fatty acid beta-oxidation. Gene Ontology annotation, cellular component: mitochondrion. Gene Ontology annotation, molecular function: 2,4-dienoyl-CoA reductase (NADPH) activity. The record is from RefSeq and is a predicted model, not a curated record.